This is a messenger RNA of Gossypium raimondii (Peruvian cotton), 1451 nucleotides long. RefSeq names its product serine/threonine-protein kinase GRIK1. Gene Ontology annotation, biological process: intracellular signal transduction; protein phosphorylation. The coding region runs from base 1 to 1233 and encodes 410 amino acids. The transcript is spliced from 11 exons. NCBI's taxonomy places the organism in Eukaryota, Viridiplantae, Streptophyta, Magnoliopsida, Malvales, Malvaceae. Gene Ontology annotation, molecular function: ATP binding; protein serine/threonine kinase activity. Gene Ontology annotation, cellular component: cytoplasm. The record is from RefSeq and is a predicted model, not a curated record.
AUGUUUGGUAAGAGCUUUUCAUUUGCUAGAGAUUUUGGCUUUUGCGGUUGCUUUGGCUACACAACAAAGCCCAAACGGUCGAGGUCCCAUUGCAGGCCAAACUCUCAGGACCUUUUUUUAGGUGAAGAAAUAGAAGAGGAUAGUUGUUUAUAUAACGAUGAUUUUACGAGCACUUCUCAAGUAGAUGAGGUUGAGCCUAUAAGCCGUGCCAAGCGUUCUGAGGAGAUUUUGAGGUUCAAACUCAACAAUGGAAUGAUUUGCAGGCAAUUUAUAGUUAAGGAAACCAACAGGAUUAUUCGCUCAGAGGAUGAAGAUGGGAAUAAGAUGGUUAAUGAAUAUGUGCGUGAAUAUAGGAUUGGUUCUGGCAGCUAUGGAAAAGUGGUUCUAUAUCGAAACAGUGUAGAUGGGAAACACUAUGCUAUUAAGGCUUUUCAUAGGUCUCAUUUGUUAAAGCUACGGGUUGCUCCAUCAGAGACUGCAAUGACUGAUGUUCUUUGUGAGGUUCUAAUUAUGAAAAUGUUGGAGCAUCCCAAUAUAGUAAAUCUCAUUGAGGUGAUUGAUGACCCAACCACGGAUCAAUUUUACAUGGUUCUUGAAUAUGUGGAAGGAAAAUGGGUUUUGGAAGGUUCUAGUCCUCCUGGAGCCAUUGGAGAAGAUACUGCUAGGAAGUAUUUGCGAGAUAUAGUAUCUGGGCUUAUGUACCUCCAUGCACAUAAUAUUGUGCAUGGAGAUAUAAAGCCUGAUAAUUUAUUGAUUACUAAAACGGGUACGGUGAAGAUAGGAGACUUCAGUGUCAGCCAGGUCUUUGAGGAUGAUAAUGAUGAGCUUCGUCGUUCUCCUGGGACUCCUGUUUUCACUGCACCUGAGUGCUGCCUAGGCUUAACGUAUCGAGGAAAAGCUGCAGAUACAUGGGCUGUAGGAGUUACGUUGUACUUUAUGGUACUGGGAAAAUAUCCGUUUCUCGGUGAAACACUACAGGAUACGUAUGAAAAGAUUGUUAAUAACCCUUUGGUUCUGCCAAAUGACUUGAACCCAGAGUUGAGGAAUCUACUAGAAGGACUUCUUUGCAAAGCCCCAAAACAGAGGAUGACUUUAAAUGCAGUAGCAGAGAAUCCCUGGGUUAUAGGAGAAGAUGGACCAAUCCCCCAAUACUUGUGUUGGUGUAAGCGUAAUAGCUGCCACAGGGAAGAAUCUAAUUGCAGAAAUGGUACUCACCAGUCGGAAGCUAACUAGAUUAAGGACCGGUUUCGGUUUGCUGUACAGUGGCUUUCUUUUUUUUUUUUUUUUUGACCCUAUUCGUUUUGCACCAGAGGCACCAUGUUUAUUAAGAUUUACUAGGUUCACUUUUGUGCAAGAGGGUGAAUUUGUGAGACUUGUCUUUAACUCUUCAAGCCUCCUUUGGACAUGAGACAAGCCUGCCCCAACAUUCUUAACUGGGAACAACAAAACAA